Messenger RNA from Coffea eugenioides, 1773 nucleotides. RefSeq names its product protein DETOXIFICATION 14-like. Gene Ontology annotation, biological process: xenobiotic detoxification by transmembrane export across the plasma membrane. Bases 182 to 1621 code for a protein of 479 amino acids. The transcript has 8 exons. NCBI's taxonomy places the organism in Eukaryota, Viridiplantae, Streptophyta, Magnoliopsida, Gentianales, Rubiaceae. Gene Ontology annotation, molecular function: antiporter activity; xenobiotic transmembrane transporter activity. The record is from RefSeq and is a predicted model, not a curated record. Gene Ontology annotation, cellular component: membrane.
AAAGGACAAAAAACGGCAAAUGGUUGAUUCAGGCUGGAUAGGAUGGAGAGAAGUUUCUACUGAACUUUUUCUCACAUCUGCUAGAUAACUGUUUUGAGUGGCUCUCUGGUACCUCUUUUUCCAGAAAAUCUCCAGAUUCAGGAAGUACAAGGGAGUUGUCCUGCAAGAAAAAAGAGAGAGCAUGGAAGAGGCGCUGCUGCCAGAAAAUGAUAAGGAGACAGGAUCAACAAGGGUGGCAACUUGGAAGAUUUAUGUGGAAGAGUUGAAAAGGGUAAAUGGCAUAGCACUUCCGAUGAUGGUAGCAGCUGUGGGACAAUAUCUCUUGAGAGUUUCUCCAAUCUUUAUGUUAGGCCACCUUGGCCAACUCCAACUCUCUGGUGCCUCCAUUGCCACAUCUUUUUCCAAUGUUACUGGCUUCAGUGUUCUUUUUGGGAUGUCAAGUGCACUGGAGACCUUGUGUGGUCAGGCUUUUGGAGCAGAACAAUACCAGAGACUUGGAACCUAUACAUAUGGGGCCAUCAUAUGUCUCUUUAUAGUUUGUAUACCAAUAUCCCUUCUGUGGAUCUUCACUGACAAGCUGUUAAUACUCACUGGCCAAGAUCCUGUAAUUGCAACUGAGGCUGGCAAAUACUUGAUCUGGCUCAUACCUACACUAUUCCCUUAUGUCAUUCUCCAGUCACUUGGUUGCUUUCUCCAGACUCAGAGUUUAGUCUUUCCAAUGCUGCUUAGUACAGUUGCAUCGGUAUCCUUACAACUACCUCUUUGUUGGGUUCUUGUAUUCAAGUUGAAGCUUGGGAAUGCUGGAGCAGCUUUGUCAAUUGGUAUAUCAUAUUGGUUAAACGCCAUCUUGCUUGUGCUGUAUGUGAAGUAUUCUUCUUCCUGUAAAAAAACUCGUGUUCCUUUCUCAAUGGAUGCUUUUCAAACAAUGGGGGGAUUCUUCCGUUUUGCUAUCCCUUCCGCUGUAAUGAUUUGUUUGGAGUGGUGGGCAUUUGAGAUAGUUGUGUUGCUGUCUGGCCUGUCACCAAAUCCUAAGCUAGAGACCUCUGUGCUAUCUAUAUGCUUAACCAUUACUUCACUGCACUACCUCAUACCGUACUCUUUUAGUGUUGCUGCAAGUACACGGAUAUCAAAUGAGCUAGGAGCUGGGAAUCCAGUGGCAGCAAGAAUUGCUCUUUGUACGGUACUAUUAGAAUCUGUAUCAGAAUUUUUUCUGGCAAGCAUAACUUUAUAUGUCUGCCGUUCCAUACUUGGAUAUGCCUUCAGCGACGAGAAAGAAGUUAUUGACUAUGUCAAACGCAUGACUUAUCUUCUAUGCAUUUCCAUCAUCAUGGAUGGCACACAAGCAGUAUUAUCAGGGGUAGCAAGAGGAAGUGGAUGGCAGCACUUAGGAGCUUAUGUAAAUCUUGGGGCAUAUUAUCUGGUUGGAAUUCCGGUGGCUUUAAUCCUGGGAUUUGCACUGCAUUUAAGAGGAAUGGGUCUCUGGAAUGGACUGGUCGCUGGAGCCACGGUGCAAAGUCUUCUCUUGUCCAUCAUCACAGGCCUGACAAACUGGGAAAAUCAGGUAAUUGAAGCUAGACGCAGAAUAUAUGAAGGGGAAGAAGAAAAGGCCACUCCAGUGUGAGACCGUGAGUCAAUUGGAUGGAAAAACUAGCAAUUGCAGGGCACAAAUGAGCUUUUUCAUGUGCUUGAACUGCACUAAAGUACAACUCUUCAAAUGAUAACGUAAUGUCGAGAAAGUUUAAUUGCAUAAUUCAAAGAUAUGCUAUAAUUCAU